AACAAACAAAAAAAGUAAAAAACUAACUGAUGGUUUAUUCUUCAUCUUCCUCCUCUGUCACCAUAUCUAAUCUGAUAUCUCUCGCUUCUCAAACAGAAACAAAAUCCCUUCUUGUCUUAAUAUCCGUUUUAUCCCUCUCAAUCUAAAUCUGACUUUUCGUUUCUCUCUCUCUCUGGUUUCAGCUCUUCCAUGUCUAUUCUGAUACUAAGCUCUGACAAGCUGUUCUGUAACGCUCAUUUUGUAAGCUGUGCUGUACCUGAGAAUUACUGCUCCAAGAAAUAAUCUUCGCAGUUUCAAUCGUUUCCUUGUCCGUAAAAUUAGGGUUCUUGGCGGUUUCAAGUUGAUUUCGCAGUUUCUUCAUCGGAUCUCAGUUCUGGUUCAGCUCGAUUACCGUAAACUCUGUUGAUUGAGCUUUUUUCCCCUUAUCUUUCUAGCGCUGUCUUUUAUUUAUUUUCGAAUCCUGUUUAGAGUUUUAGUUCUUCGUUGUUUGGGUGCGGAGACAUAUGUGAUUGUUGUUGAAGUUUACGACGGGAGUGUAGUAGAGGAGAGAGAGUGAUAAUGGUGUACGCAAAUGAUCAUCCGGUGGAGUCUUUUUUCAACUCGAUUCAGGUGGCACUUUCACCGCUUGAAUCGGGGUUUCGGAAAGCUGCCAAAGACCUUGAAACUUGCUGGGCAGGGCCGAAGGAUAAACCUAAGAGUCUAGGAUUAGUGAAUAGUGGGGAUAGUGAUGGUAAGAUUCAGAUCUCUGCGUUGAAGAGGAAGAGUAAUGGACUUAAUGGACACUCUAUGGUGAAUACUGAAGAGAAGAAGAAAGGAGGGUUGUCAAUCAAAGUACCAAUCAAGAACUUGUUGGGUCUGUUUUCGCCAAAUGUUGUCAAUGUGAAUAUUAGUAGCAAAGUGGAGGUACCUAAGAAAGGGCUGAAAGAGAGGGAUUUCGGGAAUGAAGAAGAGUCAUGCAUAAAUUGCUUGCGGUUUGCAGUGACUUGGGAUUUGUUGGUUAAUAGUUUUGUUCAGGUGUUUCCAAGCCCAUUCAAAAUGGGAAAGAAGAAGUCUUGCAAAACAGGUGAUGAGAAGAAAAGGAAUUCAUGCUUGUGCAUACAUGCGAUGAAAUCAUCAACGAUUCCAUGGGAAGUAAAUAAUGCAGAACUAAAGGAUGAUCAAUCUGCUGUGCUAUCAAAUAGUUAUAUUGUGAAACAUAGAGAUGGAAAUGGUGUGUCACUUGAAUGCUUAAUAGGUUUUAUAUUUGAUCAGUUGGUGCAAAAUCUUCAGAAACUUGAUCAAGGGAAGGAAAUGGAACAGAAGAGUUCUGAUUCGUCGCCCCUGCACCCUCCUCCUACCUCUCAAUUUGAUCAUCUAGGGGUUCUGAUGAGUAUUUGGGAAGGCCGAAAGGCUGAUGUUAAUGGGUUUUUGGGGAAUCUGAAAUUCGCAAGGGUGGGUGGCAUACCAUCGAGUGUUGUGGGAGUAUCUUCUUCAGUUGGUGAAGAGAGUGAUAAUGGUGUUGGUACUGGCAAUACGGAGGAAACAGGGGAUGUCUCUCAACAGAAGGGGCCCGGUGGAUUACUUAGUAUCCCUCUGUCAAAUGUGGAGCGUUUGAAGUCAACAUUGUCAACUGUUUCAUUCACUGAACUGAUUGAGCUUGUGCCACAUUUAGGGCGACCUUCUAAUUCUAAAGACUAUCCUGACAAGAAGAAACUAAUUUCUGUCCAGGAUUUCUUUCGAUACACAGAGUCUGAAGGAAAGAGGUUCUUUGAGGAAAUGGAUAGAGAUGGUGAUGGUCAAGUGAACUUGGAAGAUCUUGAGAUUGCGAUGAAAAAGAGAAAUUUACCACGAAGAUAUGCUCGAGAAUUUAUGUGCCGAGCUAGAAGUCACUUAUUUUCCAAAUCCUUUGGUUGGAAGCAGUUCUUGUCCUUGAUGGAACAGAGGGAACCAACCAUUCUCCGUGCUUAUACUUCUCUUUGUUUAAGCAAGUCUGGGACAUUGCAAAAGAGUGAACUACUGGCGUCGCUUAAAAAUGCUGGGCUUCCGGCAAACGAAGAUAAUGCUGUUGCCAUGAUGCGAUUCCUGAAUGCGGACACAGAAGAAUCUAUUUCUUAUGGACAUUUCCGAGAUUUUAUGCUUCUGCUUCCCUCUGAUCGACUCCAAGAUGAUCCCCGGAAUAUAUGGUUCGAAGCCGCAACUGUAGUUGCAGUUGCACCGCCUGUGGACAUACCUACAGGAAGUGUUCUGAAAUCUGCAUUGGCUGGGGGGCUAUCGUGCGCACUUUCCACUUCUUUAUUGCAUCCAGUUGAUACAAUAAAGACUCGUGUGCAAGCAUCUACACUUACCUUCCCAGAAAUCAUCGCAAAGCUUCCACAAAUUGGAACUAGGGGAUUAUACAGGGGUUCAAUUCCUGCAAUUCUUGGACAGUUUUCCAGUCAUGGCUUGCGAACUGGAAUAUUUGAGGCGAGUAAGCUUGUUUUGAUAAAUGUAGCGCCCACUCUCCCGGAUAUCCAGGUUCAAUCAAUUUCAUCAUUCUGUAGCACAGUUCUGGGAACAGCAGUGCGAAUCCCAUGUGAGGUAUUAAAGCAACGGUUGCAGGCUGGCAUUUUUGACAAUGUGGGGGAGGCUAUUGUUGGUACUUGGCAGCAAGAUGGUUUAAAGGGUUUUUUCCGUGGGACUGGCGCUACUCUUUGCCGUGAAGUUCCAUUCUACGUUGCUGGCAUGGGGCUUUAUGCAGAGUCCAAGAAGGCUGCCCAGAAACUUCUGGGGCGGGAACUGGAGCCCUGGGAAGUAAUCUCGGUUGGGGCUUUGUCUGGAGGGCUAGCUGCUGUUGUUACUACUCCUUUUGAUGUGAUGAAAACUAGAAUGAUGACUGCUGCACGUGGUCGAACACUAUCAAUGACAAUGGUAGCCUUCUCUAUACUUCGUCAUGAGGGACCCCUUGGUCUCUUCAAAGGAGCACUACCAAGGUUCUUCUGGAUUGCUCCUCUAGGUGCGAUGAACUUUGCAGGCUAUGAGCUUGCAAAAAAAGCAAUGGUUAAAAACGAGGAAGCUGUUGGGGAUCAGCCGUCUCAGAAGAAGUUGGCCAGUUCAGGGUAAACAGUUUUUUCAAAGUGAAAAGGCAAAGGAAAAUAUACCAGAUACAGGUUACUCCACCCACCGAAAGUAGUAGAGUAAUGCUGCCGGAAAGUUUUGUGCCGUUUUUCCGAAUGAUAAGCAGCAAAUGCUUCAUUGUCAUCUGUCGACAACCCUGCUUUUUUUGUCAAGAGUUAAAUACAGUCUCUCAUUCUGAACUUGUUAUGCCAUGUUCAUGCUUGUUUGUACGUCGAUCCCAAUUUUCACAUUAGUGUACAUUUAACGUGCAGUGAGUUGACUCGUUUUGCUUUU
Tripterygium wilfordii is the source of this 3366-nucleotide messenger RNA. RefSeq names its product calcium-dependent mitochondrial ATP-magnesium/phosphate carrier protein 1. Gene Ontology annotation, molecular function: calcium ion binding; S-adenosyl-L-methionine transmembrane transporter activity. The transcript has 7 exons. Lineage: Eukaryota; Viridiplantae; Streptophyta; Magnoliopsida; Celastrales; Celastraceae. Gene Ontology annotation, biological process: transmembrane transport. Gene Ontology annotation, cellular component: mitochondrial inner membrane. The coding region runs from base 559 to 3078 and encodes 839 amino acids. The record is from RefSeq and is a predicted model, not a curated record.